CUCCUCCUCCUCAGAGGCUGCUGGGAAUGGGAGGAGGAGGAGGAGGGAAGGCUGCACCAGGAAGCAAGGCCUGUCCCUCUCCUCGUAGUCCCUGAGGAGGAGGCGCGGGGCCUGCGGGGGACGAUGAUGUUUCCCUCCGGCGGGGACCCCUCUCCGCUCUCCUCCUCCUCCUCCUCCUCUUCCCCGCCGCACCAGCUGCUGGGGCGCCUGCGCUUCCUGAGCGAGGCCAUCGGCUGCCUGAGGCGAGCGGGGCCCCUGCCGCCCUCCCUGGCCUUCGUCCCCCGCGAGGUCCAGUACAAGCUCUGCAAGGACCCCAGCGCCCCCCCGGGACCCGCCUCGGCCCUCGGCCGCAGCCUCCUCUCCGUCUGGGAGAGCCCCGGCGCCGGCAGCCUCAGGGCGAAGGGCCCCGGAGCAGGAGCAGCAGCAGGAGCAGGAGGAGGCGGCGGGAGGGUGGCCAUCGAGCUCCGCAAGGGCGCCUGCGUCCGGGCCAGCGGAGAGGAGUACUGCAACGGACAGGGCCUCUGGGUCAAGCUCAGCAGGGAACAGCUUGAAGAAUAUAAAACUGGCUAUGAUCUGGAGGAAGGCUGGAUACUUAUGUGUAAACAUGCGGAUGGCGGAGACAGGCUGGUGCCAGUAGAAUCUAUGGAGAGAAUUCAGAGGCAGCAGCAACUUUUUGGGAUGGACUACAAACCUGUGAUCAGGUGGGAGCAGGUUGUGGAUUUAACAUAUUCCUUGCGUCUUGGGGCAAAGCCAAAAAUCAUGGAGCCAGAUGUAGCAGCAGUAGAGAGACUCCGGUUUGUGCCCCCUACGUGGAGCUAUGAAUGCGAUGAGGACCUAGUGCAUUUCCUUUAUGACCACAUUGGAAAGGAGGAUGAGAAUCUGGGCAGCGUCAAGCAAUAUGUGGACAGUAUUGACGUCUCGUCCUAUAUGGAAGAAUUCAAUGUUUCUUGCCUGACAGACAACCAUGCCGACACCUACUGGGAGAGUGAUGGGUCUCAGGGACAGCACUGGGUCCGUCUCAAUAUGAAGAAAGGAACCAUUAUCAAGAAACUGUUCUUGACAGUGGACACAACAGAUGAGAAUUUCAUGCCCAAGAGAGUGGCUGUAUAUGGUGGUGAGGGUGAUAAUCUGAAGAAGCUGAGUGACGUGGGCAUUGAUGAGAGCUACAUCGGGGAUGUGUGUGUGCUCGAAGACAUGACCGCUCACUUGCCUAUCAUUGAAAUCCGCAUUGUGGAAUGCAGAGAUGAUGGGAUUGAUGUCCGGCUCCGGGGCAUAAAGAUCAAGUCUUCACGGCAACGGGAAUUGGGACUGAACGCAGAUAUGUUUCAGCCAGCCAACCUAGUGAGAUAUCCUCGUCUGGAGGGGAGAGACCCUGACAUGCUCUACCGACGUGCUGUCAUAAUCCAGAGGUUUAUCAAGAUCUUAGACAGUGUUCUUCAUCACCUUGUUCCUGCCUGGGACUAUACACUAGGCACCUUCAGUAAACUCAAGCACAUAAAGCAGUUCCUGUUGUUGUCUAAGCGACGCACAAUGCUAAUCACCCAGUGUCUCAAGGACUCUGAGACUAGCAAGCCCAACUUCAUGCCACGGCUUUACAUCAACCGACGGCUGGCCAUGGAGCAUCGUGACAAUCCAACACUUGAUCCCACCUGCAAAAACACUGUGUUCACCCAGGUAUAUGAGGGCCUGAAACCUUCAGACAAGUAUGAAAAGCCAUUGGAUUAUAGGUGGCCACUGCGUUAUGACCAGUGGUGGGAAUGUAAAUUCAUCGCUGAGGGCAUCAUUGAUCAGGGUGGUGGUUUCCGGGAUAGCAUCGCUGAUAUGUCUGAAGAGCUAUGUCCCAGUUCAUCUGAGACCCCUGUGCCACUGCCCUUUUUUGUUCGCACAUCCAACCAGGGCAGCGGUACAGGAGAGGCUCGAGACAUGUAUGUCCCCAACCCAUCCUGCAAAGAGUUCACCAAAUAUGAGUGGAUUGGACAAAUCAUGGGUGCAGCUCUUCGUGGCAAGGAAUUCCUAGUUCUAGCCUUGCCUGGCUUUGUCUGGAAACAACUGACAGGGGAGGAAGUGAGCUGGAGUAAAGAUUUCCCUGCUAUUGACUCUGUAUUGGUGAAGCUUUUGGAGAUGAUGGAAGGGAUGGACAAAGAUACAUUCGAGUUCAAGUUUGGGAAUGAGCUGACCUACACCACAGUACUGAGCGACCAGCGCAUGGUUGAGCUUAUCCCUGGUGGCACUCGCACAGUGGUACACUAUGAAGACCGCAUGGAUUUCAUCCGCCUGGUACAGAAGGCACGGUUGAAUGAGAGCAAAGAGCAGAUUGCAGCCAUGCAGGCUGGACUUCUCAAGGUAGUACCUCAAGCUGUUUUGGAUCUGCUCACAUGGCAGGAACUGGAGAAGAAGGUCUGUGGUGACCCUGAAGUUACGGUUGAGGCCCUGAAGAAACUCACACGUUUUGAGGAUUUUGAACCAUCAGAUACGAGAAUACAGUAUUUCUGGGAAGCCUUGAACAACUUUACUAAUGAGGAUCGCAGUCGCUUCCUGAGGUUUGUUACUGGGAGAAGCCGGCUUCCUGCUCGAAUUUAUAUCUAUCCUGACAAAUUAGGCUCUGAGACCACUGAUGCACUUCCUGAAUCAUCUACCUGCUCCAGCACACUCUUUUUGCCCAACUACGCCUCUGCCAAGGUCUGUGAAGAAAAGUUGCGUUAUGCAGCAUAUAACUGUGUGGCUAUUGACACAGAUAUGAGCCCAUGGGAAGAAUGACACCAAAUGGGAGACUUUCCAGCCCAUUCUUCUGCCUUUUGUAGCUGCUAUGUGCAAGAAUCUCAUACUGGCUGUUUACUAUGUCCCAAGCUCCAGAAAGCAUGUGUAUAUAUACAGUAAAUUAAAGGCUGCACGGUACUGAAGAGCAAGUGGAAGUGUCUAAGAUUUUAGAACAGCAAGUCAGAUGAAAUGAAAAUGAUAAAAAAUACUUUUUCUGACAGAUUGGAUAAUUAGAUAUAUGAUUCCAAAACUCAAUAAUUAUAGCUUUUUUUCCUUUGGGGGGGAAAAAAACUCUUAACAACAGAUGAGGACUAGCGGUAAUUACAUUUUGACUGACUUUAAAAAAAAAAUACUGUCAA
Sceloporus undulatus (fence lizard) is the source of this 3116-nucleotide messenger RNA. It is a transcript of the gene HECTD3, whose product is annotated as HECT domain E3 ubiquitin protein ligase 3. The coding region runs from base 124 to 2757 and encodes 877 amino acids. The record is from RefSeq and is a predicted model, not a curated record. NCBI's taxonomy places the organism in Eukaryota, Metazoa, Chordata, Lepidosauria, Squamata, Phrynosomatidae. Gene Ontology annotation, molecular function: ubiquitin-protein transferase activity. The transcript is spliced from 21 exons.